Molecule: messenger RNA, 2998 nt
Organism: Thrips palmi
Lineage: Eukaryota; Metazoa; Arthropoda; Insecta; Thysanoptera; Thripidae
Exons: 2
Coding region: 134-2635 (833 amino acids)
Source: RefSeq, a predicted model, not a curated record
AUUUGAUUUUGAAUCUUCGGCCACUGUCCUUUAACUUGAAGUAUUAUUAUUUAACUUAAGUAAUUUUGUUCUUUUAUUUUUAUUUUAUAGGUAUGCCCUAUUAUGGUUGUAGUUCCGUGUGCUCAAUGUGACAAUGAGUCCUAUGACCUUGCUAUAUUUAAUUUGCACUUUAAUUAUGGUUGUAGUUCCCUGUUCUCAAUGUGACAAUGAGUUUUAUGACCUUGCUACAUUUAAUUUGCACUUUCGUACCUCACAUCAGACCUGCACAAAGUAUGAGUGCAAAGUGGUCAACUGCAACCGUAAGUAUAGUUUAUGGGGCUCUUUCUCAAGCCAUCUAGUUCACUAUCAUAAUUUUCCACGUCAUAGGUCUAUUGAAACCCCCCUGGUCACUCUAAGUUCUGCUACAAGUCACUCCAUUUCAGAAUGUUAUGACUCCGAUUCUGUGGAAAUCAGGCAAGAAAAUGGACCAGAAAAUGGACCAGACAAUGAUGAGGUAUUGGAUUACAAAGCGAUGCUCAAAAAUCAACAAGAUGUUUUGGUUGCCAAGUUAUAUGCCAACCCAGCCUUUCCUCGCAAUCUUGUUGACAAAAUGGUUAAGGAUAUCAGCCUCUAUUUGUCUGGUCCUUUCUUUGACCACUUUCAAAGUCGGGUCCUUUCUUUUCUGUCAGAGUUCCCCGAUAAGCAAGCUGAGAUUCAAGAGAUGUUUGAAUUAGUAAUGAAUCCCUUUGCGCAUUUGGCAACUGAGUACAAGCGCUUUGCUUAUUUUGAGAAAUCUGGAGAUUUCAUCAAACCUGUACCUUAUGACAUUUCUUUUCAAGAGAAAAGGACAAAAAAGAAAUCUGUUGUAAAUCUAGAGAUGAAACCAGUUCAAGGCCAAUUUAUUCCUUUAGAACUUGUCUUAAAAUUAUUCUUUGAACUCCCAUUUGCCUUGAGUGAUACUUUAGCAUAUAUGAAAUCUCUUGAGCAGGAAAGUGAUUUGAUUUCUUACUUCACUCAGUGUGCUGUCUGGCAAAGGAAAAGAGCAAAGUUUGACCAAAGUGACAUUGUAAUACCUGUAAAUUUUUAUUAUGAUGAAUAUGAACCUAACAGUGCCUUAGGUGCUCAUCUGGACCCAUUAGGCUGUUCUUACGUGCAUAUACCAUGUCUUCCCACAGAUUGGAGUUCUAAACUAGAAAAUAUAUUUCUGGCUCUCUUGUUCGAUGGUCACAAUCGCUCUAUCUAUGGAAAUCUUAGAGUUUUCAGGCCUGUUCUUUCAGAGUUUAAAAAACUUCAAACUGAAGGCGUUAUUGUUAAUAGUCCUGAUCUUGGUGAUGUGAAAGUAUAUUUUGUUCUUGGUGUCAUCUUGGGUGACAACAAGGGCCUUCAUGAAAUCUGUGGCUUUAUGGAAAGUUUCAAUGCGAACUUUCUUUGCAGAAUGUGUAAGUGUUCUAAGCAACAAUUGCAUAGCAUGGUGAAAGAAGAUCCUUCACUCUUAAGAACCCCUGAGGAUUACGCAGCUGAUGUUGAGCUUAAUGAUUCUGAAGUUACUGGUAUAAAGGAAAAGUGUGUGUUCACUAGGAUUCCGUCCUUUGAGGCGCCAACUGACAUAUGUGUAGAUGAGUUCCAUGAUGUAAUUGAAGGAGUAGCGCAUUACACGAUGUUACCUGUACUGAGACAUUUUCAUGCUAUAAAUAAGAAUUUUCUGCCUACUUUAAAUAAUCGUAUGUAUUGUAUUGAUCUUGGCAUUGACAGUGAUAACAGGCCACCAUUAAUUAAUGCUGAUAGACAAAGCAAGGAUAAGCUUAAAAUGACAGGGGCAGAAAUGUACACUUUCAUUCGCAUUUUUGGUGUUCUGGUCAAGGAUAUGGUUCCAGAAGGUGACCGGUAUUACAAACUGUACCUUCUUUUGCAUGACAUUCUUUCACUUGUUAAAGCCAAAGCUUUGUCAAAAUAUGCUAGUGAUCUGAUUGAAGUUGCAGUGAAGGAACAUCAUGAGCUGUACAUGAUACUAACGAAAGAGGAUCUCAAGCCAAAGCACCACUUUUUAAUUCAUUAUUUUAGAUUAUUUUUAUUAUUUGGAUGCUUUGGACCACUCUCUACCACUAGGUUUGAGGGAAAACAUAAGCUUCUAAAAUCGACUUCUAAUGUGUGCAGUUCUCGUCAAAAUCUCCCUGUAACUGUUGCUAUUAAGCAGCAGCUUGGCCUUUGUUUUAGGAGUGUGGCAAAGUCUACUCCUAGGCACUCCAACUCCAUGGUGGUUGGGCCAGUCAACUUUGUAGACUACCCAGCAUUUAGUCUCACUUUGCCAGAUUUUGUUUUUGACAAUCCUCACCAAAAUGUUACAAAAUGGGUGGAUUUUAAAGGAACCAGGUACGAGCAGAGACAGGUUCUGGUCAUUCGAAUUGAAGAUGGUCUUUUUCAAUUUGCUGAAAUCAAAACAAUUGUAGUAUUAGAGGAGAGUCCUUUAUUUCUUUGUUCUCCAUUUGAGACUAUUGGAUAUUUCAGUGAUGUCAGAGGGUAUGAGCUUGAGCACAACACCACAGGUGCAUUGAAAUGGAUUUCUGUACAUCAUUCGAAGCUCUUGGACCCAUCCCCACUCUGCUUGUUUACCAUGUCUACUGGUGAGAAAGUUGUUGUUAUGAAGUAUUUCAUGUAGAUUAGAAUUAUGCAAAGAUUUAUGUACCUGAAGUCUUGUGCCAUUUUUGUUUUUGGUUUUAGUAAAUUUUGUUUACAUCUCAUCUAUCUUUUCCCUUUGAAAUCCCAAAGAACCUUCACGAAACAUUACCAGUACAUCUAAAGACAUUAGCUCUGCUGCCAAUAGAAUUAGCUGUGCAGCUAAUAAUUUUAGCAAGACACUCAUUGGAAGUUACACAGGCAGCUACUUUUAUUUAUGUAUGGUGCUAAAACAGAUUAGCUGCACAGCUAAUUCGGUCCAGCUAAUAAAUUUAGCUGUACAGCGAGGGAAUUACUUAUCUCUCAGAAAGCGAAUGUUUUAAGCUGUACAGCUAAUUUUUACCUG